AUGGCAUCCUCCCUCAAGGCAUUGCUUGUUGAGGAUACGGCAGUUCAACGCAUGGUUCUCUCCGCUUUGCUGCGCAAGCAGUUUCACUGCGAGAUCACCAUGGCGGAGAAUGGGAAAGAAGCUGUUGACAUGUUCCUUGAGGGCAACACGUUUGACAUAGUUUUUUGUGAUAAGGACAUGCCCAUAAUGACCGGCCCUGAGGCAGUUGGGAAGAUCCGUGCCAUGGGUGCCACCGAUGUGAAGAUCGUCGGGGUGUCCACUGAUUUUGAGGCCAUGGAGGCCUUCAUGAGCGCCGGUGCUGAUGUAUUUGUACCCAAACCAAUCAGGCUUGAUGUUGUCGAGCCUAUGAUCCAGGAGGUCAUCAACAAGAAGAAUAAUUAA
Messenger RNA from Hordeum vulgare subsp. vulgare (domesticated barley), 381 nucleotides. RefSeq names its product two-component response regulator ORR42-like. The transcript has 2 exons. Lineage: Eukaryota; Viridiplantae; Streptophyta; Magnoliopsida; Poales; Poaceae. The record is from RefSeq and is a predicted model, not a curated record. Gene Ontology annotation, biological process: phosphorelay signal transduction system. The coding region runs from base 1 to 381 and encodes 126 amino acids.